This is a messenger RNA of Sorex araneus (European shrew), 2699 nucleotides long. RefSeq names its product SPARC like 1 (gene SPARCL1). The coding region runs from base 297 to 2297 and encodes 666 amino acids. The record is from RefSeq and is a predicted model, not a curated record. The transcript is spliced from 11 exons. Gene Ontology annotation, biological process: anatomical structure development. NCBI's taxonomy places the organism in Eukaryota, Metazoa, Chordata, Mammalia, Eulipotyphla, Soricidae. Gene Ontology annotation, molecular function: collagen binding; calcium ion binding; extracellular matrix binding.
CCAGCCAGAGAACUGCAGGAAAUCUGCACCGGUCCCAAAGGGGGGGAAAAAAAAAAAAAAACGAUGACAGUGUGAAAAGAUCUGCAGCAUCAACCUCCAGAUUGCCUGUCACCUCAGAGCCCAGGAGUUGACAGAGCCGCAGACUCCCAGCCGCAGAUUUGAAAGAAAGCAGAGCUAACAAGGGAAGAAAUCUCAAUUAUUUCUUCUCAUUUCCUGGCUGGGCGUGAAGAGGGAAUUCAACUUCAGUUUCAAGCUGAAGUUCUGGGUUCAGCCACCUCCCCAGAAGGCUGGGAAGCAUGAAGACGCUCUUGCUCUUCCUCUCCGUCUUGGGAGCUGUGGCCGCAGUCCCGACAAAUGCAAGGUUCCUACGUGAUGACUUCGAGCCAACUGCUGACUCCUCGAGUUCUGCCCCACAGGCUGAAAUCUUGGGGACCCCUGCCAGCACUGAAAUUCCCAUUCUAAAUGGUGAAGAUGAAGAAAAUGAAAAGGAAACCUCAGAUUCCUUAGAAGACCAUCUUAAGCAUAAGUCAAAGGAGGAAAGUGACAACCCAGAUGAUCAGGACCCUAGCCACAGCCCGGAGCCUGAAUCAAAGGUUCUGCAGGAAAAAGACGGUGACAUCAGUGAGAAUCUGGAGGAUGCACCCACGGAAGGUACCCUGGAGCUCAGAGAAGACGAGAGUGAGCCUCAGAAGAAGGAACUCCCAGAGAACACCGAUUUCCUGGCUCCUGAUGUUGCUUCUGUGGUAGAUUCUGACCCACACGAAAGCACGACAAAUGCAGAGAAAGCCCAAGAAGAGCCUGUGAGUGACCCACAGCCUCACUCGAACGGGAGCAGCAAACAGAGCCAAGACCUAAGUGAGCCAGACAGUCAAACCCAGGGCCCGAAGAGUUCCAGCGAAGAAAGGGAGGAGGAAAAAGAGUCGGGUGAGGUUGGUGUGAAUCAGGACGACCAGGAAAAGGAAAGCGAGUCUCCCAAGAAGCACCCUGGAACCCCGCAGGGGGAGGAGAGUACCAAGUCUGACAUUGCGGGAGAGUCUGAGCAACCAACUCAAGUAAGCAAGAUGCAAAAGGACGCAGCUGAGCAGGAUAACCAAGAGGAUCCGUCUGACACAGAAGCGGAAGACGAAACUUCAUCAAAAGUCAAAAAGCACCAGCAAGAUUCAGAAUGGCCGAACCAGGAGGAAAAAUCUGGCCUGGAGGGUAUGAGCGACGAAGAGGAGAUGGAGAAAAAGUCGGUUUCUGAGCCGUUGCCCAUCGAGCCUGCGGAUGACGAGGGUGACAUCAUUCCCGGAAACCAUGAGGCUGAUGAUGAUGAAAAUGAUGAUGAUGAUGAUGAAGAAGAAGAAGAUGAAGAAGACGGCCACAGGCACAGUGCAAAUGAGGACGACGCCACCCCGAGCCAGGCCUCCCUGCAGAGUGAAGGAUCUCAGUCCGACUACCACCAUCUCAAAAGUGAAGAACAAAGAGAGCGAGCACAUGAGAAGGAGAACAGUAGUGAGGCUGGCCAGCACCACGGGGCCACCAAGAAAGCAGAGAGCUUGGCCCCUGAGGAUGGAGGCUCAAGUGAAGGCGACUCGAGGCUGCACAGCGCUGAUGUGUGCAUGAACUUCCAGUGUAAGAGAGGGCACAUGUGCAAGGCUAACCAGCAGGGGAAACCACACUGUGUUUGCCAAGAUCCCAUGACUUGCCCUCCUGCGAAACUUCUCGACCAAGUUUGUGGCACUGACAAUCAGACCUACCCUAGCUCCUGUCAUCUGUUCGCUACCAAAUGCAGGAUGGAGGGGACCAAACGGGGGCACCAGCUGCAACUGGAUUAUUUUGGAGCUUGCAAAUCUAUUCCUGUUUGCACGGACUUUGAAGUGGCUCAGUUUCCUCUGAGGAUGAGGGACUGGCUCAAGAAUAUCCUCAUGCAGCUGUAUGAGCCCAACCCCGAACACAAUGGCUAUCUGAACGAGAAGCAGAGAAAUAAAGUCAAGAAAAUCUACCUGGAUGAGAAAAGACUCUUGGCCGGAGACCAUUCCAUUGACCUUCUCUUACGGGACUUCAAGAAAAAUUACCACAUGUACGUGUAUCCUGUGCACUGGCAGUUCAGUGAACUUGACCAGCAUCCCACGGACAGGGUCCUGACGCAUUCUGAGCUGGCUCCUCUGCGCGCGUCCCUGGUGCCCAUGGAACACUGCAUCACCCGCUUUUUCGAGGAGUGUGACCCCAACAAGGAUAAACACAUCACCCUGAAGGAGUGGGGACACUGCUUCGGGAUCAAAGAAGAAGACAUAGAUGAAAAUCUCCUGUUCUGAGGUGGGUCUCGAAUGCACUCAGACUUUCCAGCAUCUGCAUCCGUAUCACCACAUCUGAAAUCCGCACAGCUGUCGGGCUCCCAGAGACUGGCUGGCGAGUGUCUGCCCUGCUCAGAAGACACGAGAGCAACUACUUAGCCAUACUGUAUGCGCCAGGCAUCUAGUAGUACCUGAAAAUAAAACCCAGUCGAUAUAUGCAAAAUGCAGCAUAACUGUUCGUGAACAACCUAACUUAUUACACUCUGCAUCCAUUUACGAGAAAUGUACUAAUCAUGAAACUUGAAAAGCUACGUUCAUUUUGUCUAUAAUACCUGCACAUCAAGAAAAUGCAAUGAGGCUCUUUAAUUGUUAAUGUGUCUUGUUUCCAGUAUCUUAAUAACCUAAUAAAAAUCCAAAUGCGUA